Molecule: messenger RNA, 2880 nt
Organism: Theileria annulata
Lineage: Eukaryota; Apicomplexa; Aconoidasida; Piroplasmida; Theileriidae
Product: RNA-binding protein, putative
Exons: 1
Coding region: 1-2880 (959 amino acids)
Molecular function (GO): RNA binding
Source: RefSeq, a predicted model, not a curated record
AUGUAUUUUAACUUGUAUAAAUGUGGAUUCUUUGUAUAUUUCAUCACUAAAUUCAUGAUAUAUUCAAGAAGGGAUUCUUUUCCUAAUUAUCUUUGUGCGUCAUUAAGUAUAACUCAAAAUACACAAGGAUUUAGUGAAAAUAAACAUUAUGGAUUAUAUUUUUUAAAAAAUGGUUGUAAAUUAGGCAGUAAAUUCAAUAACAAUGAGCCUUGUGUAGCAACUCACUACACAUUUAUCGCACCAAUCAAAUUAAUUCAGCCUUCUAAGAGAAAUGCAUGGAGGCGCUUGGCAAAAGAGUUCAAUUUCGAUGAAAGAGCAGCAAGAAGAGCAAGAUACAGAAUGAUGGUAAACCAAAAUAUCGCAAAAAAGAAAAUGGCAAAAAGAACAAUGAGGAAAAUAGUUGAAGCAGUAACGAAAGAAACAAGCGAAGAACACAAAAGUAAGCAGAUCCAGAAGUUCAUUUCAGAUAUACAGUAUGUGUCGAAGAGGAAAAAACUUCCAAGUCCACCAGGUAUAUACUCUCCGUCCUACGACGCACUACUCUACAUUAAGGGUAUUCCGUUCAAAGCAACAGAAAAGGACGUAUUUGACUGGCUAAAGAAUUAUGAUGUUGUAUCAGUAGUAUUCAUCAAAAAUGAAAACGGAUUCUUCACUGGAGAUGCAUACGUAAGGUGUGUAAACAUAGGAGUUAGAGAUAAGGUGGCAAAGGAGAUGGAAAAUAAAACAAUAGGAGGAAGAUAUAUUCAAGUUUUUAGAGUUAGUGAGAAUGCAUACCUAGAGUACUAUCACUCAGGGUACAGAAAGGAACCAAAGGAAAGAAACUUCAUAGACCCAUCAGUCCUGGUAAUAACAGAUAAACAAUAUACGAAAUUGCUUGAAAGUGAAGAUAAAGAUACUUGUGAAGCAGAAGAUGGCACAACCCAAUACAAAUCAUUUGUAAAUAAUCUUAAAAAUGAAGUCGACGUAAAGAAUUUAAAAACAGGAAUGAGACUAGUUGGUACUGUUACUGAAUUGUACAGAAAUGGAGUAAUGUUAGACUGUAACAUAUUUGAAACAAGAAAUGGAGUUAAGGAAAAGGUUUUCUGUGUGUUAAAGAAAAAUAGAAUAGCCAAAAAUAUUGGCUUGCAGAACCAACAGUACGAGUGGCUCAGGAUGAAGGAUCUAGUUCUAUACCCAGGGAUUAGAUUAAAUUUGUAUGUGGAGAAAAUAAGAAGUACUACCUCCAAGAAUACAUUUGAUAAGGAUUUGUGGACUGAACAUUUUGAUGAAUCUUUGAUAGAUACGUAUUUUAAUACUGAUUCCACGAACAAGACUGACACAGUUUCUAAUGACAUGAAUUCCAGUUUAGAAAAUGAACAAGAAGUUACUAGUGUUAAACCCAAUGAAAAUUAUCCAAAGGAACAAAGUAAAGAUAAAAGAGCACUAGUAUAUUUAACAAUGGACUCAAGUGUAAGUGAAGAUAAAGUGUUGUGGUGGGAAAAGAAAAUCUUAAAUUCAGUAUCCAAGUCUUACGAAAAGGUCGACUUUAAGAGUCCAGUCGUAAAGAGUUAUAUAGAUUAUAGCGUAAAUAAGGAGAGGGUUAUGUCGAAAAAAGUUAAAGUAAAUAAUAUAUAUGAAGGAAAGUCGGUAGUACAUGGAAAUAUACCCGAUCAAUUCACUCUGGAUAAGUCAAAAGCCACAAAUGAUCAAGUAGAAAUAAAAUUUUCUCAUGAAACUAAUGAUAAUAGCCAAGUAAAUGAAACAAAAGGUUCUUAUUCAGGUGAAGAUAUUAGUAAUAGAGCACUUCCAGAUGAUGUUCCUAUUGGUAACUUGAUAUUUGGGAAUUCAGAAAUUGACUUAAAUGAAGGACGAGAUAAUAAUAUAUUCAUAUUGGGAAAAGAAGAUAAAAAGGCGGCUGAGGUUGAAUAUAUCGACUCAAACUAUAAAAAAUUGGCAAAUAUAUUCUUUAAAAACACAACAGUGGAAAAAGAUAUUCAACUCCACGACUUUGACCCUGAAGAGGAACUGGAUAUGGGUGGUGAGUCAUAUCUAAGUGACUCAGAAAUUAUGAAUUUUGAUGAUAGAUCUGCAGAUUUUAAUUGGAUAAUGGAGAAUGAUAACCGAAAGGAUUUGGAAAAGUUCCCAAGGUUAACGUUGUAUGAUGGAGCAAUUAAAGUCCCACCAAACGACUUGAUAUUGAGAGUUUCAGAAGUACCAAAGUUGUCAAACGAACAAAUAGAAGAUAUUCUGGAACUAUUAGGAAAGGAAACCACGGAUUCAUAUGAAAGAAACAAGGAAAGACUGAUUGAAGUGAUUAAAAAUGAGGGACUCCCAACAGAUUUAUUACCCCAAACACUCAUACAAAAGGGACUUUAUAGAGUCAAACAGUCAAAGGAGUAUAUGAAAAAGAUAGUCAAUAUAACUAAAGACCUGACUGGGAGGAAGUUUUCCAUGCAAGACCUCGAUAAGGCUACCACUGAAGAACUGCAAAUGCUAGUUGAAGAAGCACUUUAUAAAUUCCUUAGAUGGAAUCCACCAUUUGAUAUAAAAAAACAAUUUAUAAGUAACUACCAUAAUGUUUUAGAUGAAACAAUAACACUGCCUAAUAUUAGCGAAGUGGUACCAAGUCCUGGAUUCAUGAAAUCAAGUGAAGGGGAAGUAGAUGGUGAGUUAGAUGUUCAGGAAUCGUUGGUGGAUCAAAACGAUGAAAAUACAAAAAGAAUUGAAAAAAUGUGGAACGAUAUGAAGUGGAUGAUUGUAAUCUACAUAUACGGAGAUCAAAGUGAUCUAAAGGAAAUAGUAAAGCAGUUGGAAAAAGACAAAACUUAUCAGGAAAACCAGAACCUUAAACAUACUCCAAUGGAAGUUGAAUCUCUCAUAUUUCAGUCAAAUGAAAAAUGA